CGUAUACACACCCACCACACACACAUUUUAUUUGCCUUUAAAAAGAGAAGCAUACUCACGGGUUCCUGUCACUCCGAGUUAUUCACCCACCAACAUCAUGACUGGGAGAGUUGUUUUUCUGGGACUUCUGCUCAUCUGUAUGACUGCAGAAGAGAGGUCUGGACUCAUGAGAAAGCCUACUUGUCCUGACACGGCAGAGAUUGUGGCGUGUCCUUUGAACCUCUCUCCUGUAUGUGGCAGCGAUGGAAACACUUAUGCAAAUGAGUGUCAGCUGUGUGCCCAGAGACAAUCAACGAAGGUGGACAUUAUGAUUGUCAAAGAGCAGAGCUGCUGACCUCCACACCUGGUGAAGUCACUGUCAAGGGCCCAAUCAGAAUCAAGUGAAAUGAUUCCAACUGUUUUAAAUACUUACCGCAAUCAAUAAAUAUCAUUCAACAGUG
Molecule: messenger RNA, 440 nt
Organism: Pundamilia nyererei
Lineage: Eukaryota; Metazoa; Chordata; Actinopteri; Cichliformes; Cichlidae
Gene: spink4
Product: serine peptidase inhibitor, Kazal type 4
Exons: 4
Coding region: 98-334 (78 amino acids)
Molecular function (GO): serine-type endopeptidase inhibitor activity; protein binding
Source: RefSeq, a predicted model, not a curated record